AUGCCCCUACAGGCUGCUCCAGCCCCCACACCAGUUGCUUUGCCACCUCAAGAGUUAGCCUCUGCUGACGAGGAGAUCUUGGAGGAAGAAGGUUCAGAAGAGGAGAUAUUGGAGGAGGAAGCCUCUGAGGAGGAGAUCUUAGAGGAAGAAGCUGUGGAGGAGGAGAUCAUCGAAGAAGAAGCCGUAGAGGAAGAGAUAUUGGAAGAGGAGGACUCAGAAGAGGAAAUAAUUGAACAGGUCAUGUUGGAUGACAUCAUGGAAGAAGGAGAGGAGGAGCUGUCGGAUGAGACAGCAGAAGAAGCCUUAACAGAUGCAGUGCCGUCGGAGAAACCAUUGGAGGAGAGGAGCAAUAACGAGGGUCUCUCCGAGGAACGGAUCACGGCCCCUGUAGAGGGAUUGGCAGAAGAUAAUGCAAUUGCUGAGGAGGAGGUUGUGGACGACGGAGAUUUUCCUGGAGUUCGUCAGGUUAGUGACACCCCAGCUGCCUCGGUUCAGGGAGAGGCUCCUGUUGACGAAGCAGCUGGUUCAGGCGGAAGGAUCCUGGAGAAGGAAAAUGUUGUAGAAGAGGAAGUGCUUGAGGAGUCCUUUGUGGAGGAAGAGUCUGCCCAUGAAGGGGAAGAAACGAUCUCUGAAGAACACACUCUGGAGGGGGAGGAAACCAUUGAAGAAGAAGAGGUCACACUUGAGAGAGACGAGACAGAACAGACUCUUGAGGGCGAAGAAACCUUAGAAGCAGAAGAGCACACUCUUGAGGGCGAUGAAACAAUCGAAGAAGAAGAGCACACUCUUGAGGGCGAUGAAACCAUUGAAGAAGAAGAGCAAACUCUGGUGGAAGAGAACGAAGAGGUCACUCUCGUUGAAGAGGACACAGAGCACACCUUGCAAGAAGACCAGGAGGAGCGCACUCUUGAGGUUGAAGAGGAUGCAGAGCACACCCUUGUAGAGGAGGAGGAAGGAGAGGAAGUUGUUGUGGAAGAAGAGCAGGAAGAGCACACUCUUGUAGAAGAACAUGAAGAUCAUACUCUUGAAGGCGAGGAAACAAUCGACGAAGAGCAAACCCUUGAGCACACUCUAGAAGGCGAAGAAACGAUUGAGGAAGUUGAAGACGAAAUUGUAGAAGUGGAGGACGAGCCCAAAACGCAAAUGCUGGCGGCAGCUUCAGAAAAGGCACCUACCCCUGCACCGGUUGCAAAAGAGAAAUCAGAUUCAUGGCAUCGCAAUCAAGCUGAUGCUCAUAGUCAGGAAGUGCCCUCGGAGCGAGGUGCUGUGCCCACUGCAAUCGAGGUCCCUUCAAUGCCCCAAGUUCGUUCUAGCAUGGCUAAAACAACCGCUUUGGCACGUUCGACGGGAAAGCAGCACGUUGAUUCUUCUCUAUCCAAACAGCCGCAAAAAUCUUCGUCUCGACGUGAAGAUGGAAGUGAUGAUGCUUCAGGGCCAACAACGGUGAAAGCAAAGACGAAACAUGCAACGACACAAGGCAGCGGUGGCGCUCCAACAAAAGCAGCAGCGCCUCAGCCUGGACCGGGUUCUCUUGCCGAAGCAAAACAGCCUUCGUGGGUGCAGCGACAGCAGCGACCAAGACCCAUAACAUCACCGUCGCCUUCCUUGUCCUCAAUAUCGACACUAGAAAGCAGCAAAGGGACGCUGCCAACGAAAGAAUCUACAGUAUCACAGGAGCAGAAUCCAAGAAGACCACAAGCGCAGCUGUCAUCGCGGGAUUUGGCUGGUUCUCAACGACCUUCUUGGAUGCAGCAGCGAGAGCAAAUGUUGCACUCGUCGAACGACAAAUCCGCUGAGGAUACCCCCAAAGGCAAAGACACGGAAACCCAGCAGCAGACGGCACCAAAGAUGGGAAGGCCUGCACUCGCCGAGUCACAACGGCCGUCGUGGAUCCAGCAGCGUCAACAGGCGUUGAAGAAGUCUGCGAAACAAGAGGCGCCAAAGUCAGGUGAAAAAGUUACAGAAGCCAAACCACCAACCAGAAAAAAGUCAGUUGAAAAAGUUACAAAAGCCAAACCACCAACCAAAAAGUCAGUGAAACAAGAGGCGCCACAGUCAGGUGAAAAAGUUACAAAAGCCAAACCACCAACCAAAAAGUCAGUGAAACAAGAGGCGCCACAGUCAGGUGAAAAAGUUACAAAAGCCAAACCACCAACCAAAAAGUCUGUGAAAGAAGAGGCGCCAAAGUCAGGUGAAAAAGUUACAAAAGCCAAACCACCAACCAAAAAGUCUGUGAAAGAAGAGGCGCCAAAGUCAGAGGCGCCACAGUCAGGUGUACAAGUUACACCGGCCAAACCACCAACCAAAGAUCGUGUGGCGUCACUGGCUCAGGCGCAGCGUCCUUCCUGGGCAGCAAGGAAGCAGCAAGAACAAGCAGAAUCGGAAAAGGCUACCGUCACCGGUAAGUCGCCAGCACCAAAGACAGGCACAGGAGCUCUUGUGGAAGCACAGCGACCUUCCUGGGUUCAACGGCGACAACUGUCGAAGACUUCCCUGAAACAACCCGAGCAGGCAGCGUCUGCGACCAAGGAUAAGAAGUCAACAACGGAAGCUCCCAAAGAGGCGAGACCGGGCGCUUUGGCAGAGUCGAAGCAGCCAUCGUGGAUGCAACGUUCAUUGCGUAGAAUGAGCGAAUCGGGAGAUACCGCCUCAAACCCUGGAGUAGCCGAUUCAAAAGAUUCACAGCAAGGCCCCAAAAAGAUUGGACCAAGUUCACUCUCGCAAGCUCAGCGACCGUCUUGGGCGCAUCGUUCCAAGGAACAAAAGGACAAGACAGAAUCUUCCAAUGUAGCAGCAUCCGAGGCUGAGAUGAAAGAAUCUAAGCGUCCCACCAAACCGGCCACGCAGAAGGGUCCAGCAGCUCUUACCGGAGCACAACGACCCUCGUGGGCACAAAGGCGGCAGCAGUCGGAAAUUCAGGAGCAAACUGGCGAUGAUGCCUCCACACCUUCAGCCAAGGAAAGCAGGCGUGCUCCGUUGCCAAAACAGAGCGCUUCCAAGGCUGGUCCAGGAUCCUUGAAGGAAGCUCAACGACCAUCUUGGGCGCAGCGGCAGCAACAGGUGCAGCCUGGAGCAAAAGAGGAAACCGAAACAGCCCCCUCCAAGCCCUCAAGAGUUGAUGCUCUCCCCGAAGCCAAGCGGCCUUCGUGGGCCCAGCGUCGACAAGAAUCACAAAAGCAGGUCAAGACGGAAGAAACACCGGUUGCGACAUCCAAAUCACAGGAUCCCGCUGCGAAGACCGGUUCAGGAAAGCUCUCCGAGUCUCAACGUCCUUCUUGGAUACAAAGACGAAGUCAAAAAAACCAAGAUUCCACCGGACAAGGUGAUGCCAAACCUGUUCAGAAGCCUCUCGUGGAAGCAAAGCGCCCUUCUUUUGCGCAACGAUUAAAGCCAAACAAACCGCAAGAGGAAAAGAGCGACACGAAACCUCUAGGUCCACGAGGCUCCCUCUCCCAAUCACAGCGACCAUCUUGGAUCCAACGACAACAACAGUUGAAGCCUCAAGAGCCGAAUGAAGUUGAACAGCCAGUGGCACCAAAGCGGCCCAGCUUCCAGAAGCAGGGUAGCGUUUCAAAACGGCCAAGCUUAAAAAAGCAGGGAGAUACUAAAAAACGGCCAAGCUUAAAAAAGCAGGGAAGUACAACAAAGCGCACCAGUGUGAAGUCCGGCGAAGGCAGAAGGCCGAGUUUACAGAAACAAUCAAGCGUGUCAAAGCGACCAAGCUUGAAGAAGCGCACCAGCAUUCAGAAACAACCAAGUGUACAACGUCAUCUUUCUGUAACUUCUGCAGCCUCUGGAGACUACACGGACGAGUCCUAUGAAGAAUAUGAAGAUGAGUCAAUCAUUGAAGAAGAGUACUACGACGACGACGAGGAAGAAAUCAUCGAAGAGUACUACGAUGAUGAGUCGAUAUUUGAGGAGGAGGUCAUCGCCUAG
Molecule: messenger RNA, 3936 nt
Organism: Seminavis robusta
Lineage: Eukaryota; Bacillariophyta; Bacillariophyceae; Naviculales; Naviculaceae
Source: the annotation of a GenBank genome assembly